Messenger RNA from Lutra lutra (Eurasian river otter), 5177 nucleotides. It is a transcript of the gene PELO, whose product is annotated as pelota mRNA surveillance and ribosome rescue factor. The coding region runs from base 1236 to 2393 and encodes 385 amino acids. The record is from RefSeq and is a predicted model, not a curated record. The transcript has 2 exons. Gene Ontology annotation, biological process: nuclear-transcribed mRNA catabolic process, no-go decay; ribosome disassembly; nonfunctional rRNA decay. Gene Ontology annotation, cellular component: cytoplasm. Lineage: Eukaryota; Metazoa; Chordata; Mammalia; Carnivora; Mustelidae.
CCCAUCUCAUUUUAACUCUCAGGGAAAUUCUGGUGGGCUUUUUCUAUUUCUAUUCACUGAUCUUGUUAAGAGGCAAUCCUCACGUCUCAAUCCCCUAUCACUAUAAAAAUGCUAAGUGACUUAAGGAUUUUCUUUAAAAUCAACUUUGUAGCCAUUCAGCCGGUUUGGUCCCAGUACAAAAGAUUUUUUCCACUUCCAAUAUCUUCAACUCAAUUUAGGCAGUGAAAAUUGGGCCCUAAAUUUUUGCGACCCAACCCCCAACCUAAACAUUUCGCAGGCUACUGAGCUGCAUAAAGCAGAGACUGCCAAUUUUGGAUUCUGGGAUUCCCAGGACAUCAGGCCAAGCAUCUGAGCGGUCCACCCAGGGGUGAAUUCCACAGAUGGUUUCUUUUCUCUCUGGGGUCAGUGCUUUAACAUCUGGGUAGUCAGAUCGCGCAGACAGGGUAACUAAGCACAGAAAACAGCUGGGCAUGUUGCUCUGAGCCCAGACCCACCGUGACCAGUGGUUCUUAGAAACCGUUUCUGGAAAUGCCAACUCCAACAGGCGUGUAGCGUCUGAGUGCUGAUAAGGCAAGCACAGUUUAGAACUUUAGGGCCAAGCCUGCAAUUUUGAGAAAUCCUUUUAAGUUUUGGAUUUAUCCGGGGCAGAGAAGGUGUACAGGUAGUAACUUCAUGCAGCUGGGAGGGGGUGUUGCACUCACAUUCUUCCCAGAUUCUGCACAAACAGGUUUGGAAGAGAAAACUUAGGAAGUCCAAGUUCAGCAUUAAAAUAAGUAACUCGCCACCCAAGAUUCUAAGCACUUUCCUCUCAGUCUUCGGACGCACUUGCACCUUAGUGCGCCUGCGCCCCCGCAAACUGCAACCCCGCCUCCUCGUUGGGGACGUAAAACGUGCGCCGAGAGUUGGAACGCGGGUUGAGCAUGCGCCGUCAUUGCAUCAGCCGCCGGGUCCGUGCUGGGUGCUGGAACGCCGGAGAAGGUUGUGUUUGCUGCUGUGUCUCUUGCUCGCUUCUGGCGCGGUGUGCCGGAAGACUAGGAAAAGAAGGGCUAGAGUAAGUGUUCCCCUUGGCCGUUUGAGUCGGAGCUAGGGCAUUUCUUUCCUGCCAGGCAAGUGCCUGUAGGAAUCGGACCCCGCCCCCUUCCCGAUCUAGACUCCUACCUUUUCCCUCCCUGUCCCUUUCCCACUGAGGACCUUCUCCUUUCCUCUUGUUCUGCCUCUGAACCCCCGCGGAGGUCAUGAAGCUUGUGAGGAAGGACAUUGAGAAAGAUAAUGCGGGCCAGGUGACCCUAGUCCCCGAGGAACCUGAGGAUAUGUGGCACACCUACAAUCUAGUGCAGGUGGGCGACAGCUUGCGCGCCUCCACCAUCCGCAAGGUACAGACGGAGUCCUCCACGGGCAGUGUAGGAAGCAACCGGGUCCGCACCACUCUCACUCUCUGCGUGGAGGCCAUCGAUUUUGACUCUCAAGCCUGCCAGCUGCGGGUUAAGGGAACCAACAUCCAAGAGAAUGAGUAUGUCAAGAUGGGGGCUUACCACACCAUUGAGCUGGAGCCCAACCGCCAGUUCACCCUGGCCAAGAAGCAGUGGGACAGUGUGGUUCUGGAGCGCAUCGAGCAGGCCUGUGACCCAGCCUGGAGUGCAGAUGUGGCCGCUGUGGUGAUGCAGGAAGGCCUCGCCCAUAUCUGCUUAGUCACUCCCAGCAUGACACUCACUCGGGCCAAGGUAGAGGUGAACAUCCCAAGAAAACGGAAAGGCAACUGUUCCCAGCAUGACCGGGCCUUGGAGCGGUUCUAUGAACAGGUGGUCCAGGCUAUCCAGCGCCACAUAAACUUCGAUGUUGUGAAGUGCAUCCUGGUGGCCAGCCCGGGAUUUGUGAGGGAGCAGUUCUGCGACUACAUGUUUCAACAAGCAGUGAAAACCGACAACAAAGUGCUCCUGGAAAAUCGGUCCAAGUUUCUUCAGGUACAUGCCUCCUCUGGACACAAGUACUCCCUGAAAGAGGCCCUUUGUGACCCUUCUGUAGCUAGCCGCCUUUCAGACACUAAAGCUGCUGGGGAAGUAAAAGCCUUGGAUGACUUCUAUAAAAUGCUACAACAUGAACCUGACCGAGCUUUUUACGGACUCAAGCAGGUGGAGAAGGCUAAUGAGGCUAUGGCAAUUGACACAUUGCUCAUCAGCGAUGAGCUGUUCAGGCACCAGGAUGUCGCCACACGAAGCCGGUAUGUGAAGCUUGUGGACAGUGUGAAAGAGAAUGCGGGCACAGUUAGGAUAUUCUCUAGUCUUCAUGUAUCAGGGGAACAACUCAGUCAGCUGACUGGAGUAGCUGCCAUUCUCCGCUUCCCUGUCCCUGAACUCUCUGACCAAGAGGAUGAUUCCAGUUCUGAAGAAGAUUAAUGAUCGGACCUUAUAAUUGAGACAAGCUGUGUCCCCAUUGUUACAUAUCGUAGCAUCCUGACAGAACGCUGCAAGGCACUUCGUGAUUCUUACAUGGAUUUCACAUGUAUUUGGUCACACUAGGUAUUUUGAAAUUGGCAAGACGUGUUCAAACUAAACAAUAAAUUAAAAGGAAAUAAUCUCCAUGUACUACCAUUUUAUUAAUUAGGAUAAUUUAUAUAGAAAUUAUGAGUUAUUUGCAGUACUUAAAAACAUUUUGUAUAUAUAAGAAUGCCUUAUAUUCUUUGGGAUAGGUCAUAAAAUCCCAAAUGUCAUACUUUGAAAUAAGUUUUUUCUAAGGAAAAGCCGUUAAGUAUUUCAUCAUCCUUAGUUUCAACUGUUUAUUUUAAUUCUGCAUAAUGUCCUUGUAUGGUGUUUAAUGAUCCCUUUCCUCCAUUUCCUGUACACUUUUUUUUUUCUAAGUGAUGGCAAAUAAUUUGUAGACUUUUCUAGAAGACAAAUUUAAAAUGGUAUUUUUCUUAAGAGACUUGUUAAAUCAGGCAUGGUACAAGUAAACUCUUGGUGGGUUUUUUGUUUUGUUUCCUUUUACAAUUACUCAUACUUGCUUUGGAGGACCAUUUAAUUCGUUAUUUUUAGGUCAUAGAGUUUCAUUCUGCUAGGGAUUCUCAAGAUAAGCUAUUUGAGGUGUCUUUAUUUUAAAAAUGCAAUUAAGGUGUGUCAUUUGCUUGUUAUAUGGCUAAUUAGUGCUAAAGCGGAAAGUAGUUCCUACUCCGGGCUCCCUUUCUUUGCACUGCCACACUAUAUGUAUUUAUUUGGCUUAUCCUAGAAAUAUGUAUUGCUGUCUUAAAUUUCUAUGUGGCAUUAGUCUGUGCUUGCACAUUCUUAUUGCACUCUCUCUACAUACUAUUUUAGGAGGUGAGAAGGCCUGUUCAGAAAGUUUAAGUCGCAUCAUUUGUAGUAUGUGAUAGUUGACUUGUACUCCAGCACUCUACUGUAAUGAGGGAGUUUCUGCUAAUACCUGAGAGUUUACAAUAUUUUCAUUAUUUUAAGAAUUAGGGAGGGAUCCUUGGAAUGGAAUUGCAUCCUGACCUUUUACAAAACUCAGUUUAGCAAAAUAAUUAGGAAAGGCAUUAUGAAGAAAGAGUGGUAAUUCAAUUUUUAACACAUUGGUACCCACUUGAAAUACAGAAAUUAAGUAAACUUUUGCUUGUCCUUUUCUGUGUCUGGGCUUUUUCUCCUGGGACAAGUGCAAAAUCGGGAUUAUAUAUAUAUAAAUAUAUAUAUUUAUAUAUAUAUAAAUAUAUAUUAUAAACUUCUGACUAAUCUGAGCUUAUUUUAAUCUGUAAUUAGGAAUAGAUGCUUCCAUAAUUUCUACAUAUCUACCUCCUAAUCUAAAAAUAAUUUAGAGUGUCAUUUUAUUUUAAGUCUAUGGAUAUUUAAAAUACUAUGAAGAGCAUGUUAUUAAAUAAUUUGGUAGGAGUAUAGAAAUGAAACUGCUAAGAUUCUUAAUAUUAGAACCUGAUUGAUAAUGACUCAUAUUACCAGUAAAAGUUUGGAGACUUGGGGCGUAUAUUGCUCUCAUAAUCUAUGCAGUACAGGUUAUUCCUAGUUCUGUUACCUACUGUAUUAGAAACAAGGAGAAAUAAAACCUACCCAUAAAUCUGACCAUUUUAGGUCAUAGAUUCUCAAAGUUAGCUGGUUGUUAGCCUGAACUUGGGAGCUUUUGAAACUCAUUACCCAGACUGGAUCCCAGGCUCAGUAACCUUUCAACCUUAGAAAUGGUUUCUUAUAGCUCUCCAGGUGAUUCCAUUAGGUAUCAGGACUUAGAACCACUGAUUCAGGCCUUGCAAUUCAGAAGUGUGGUCCACGGAUCACUAGCAGACUAUGGACCAAGACCCUAAGAGCUUGUCAGAAACUGGAAUCCAGGAUCAAUCCUGGGCCUUCUGGGUUUCAGUCUAUAUUUUAACAUCUUCAGUUGAUUACUAUGCAUAAUAAAAUCUGAUAAACAUAGGCAGGAACUUAUUCUCCCUGUACUAAUAAAAAUCUCUGGCUGGGGUUGCCAGCCAUAGAGGAAAAACAUUUGAGUCUCAAGGUUGAUUUCAGUGAGUUAAUUGGCCAGUAUUCAGCUUAACUAUCUGUAAAACUCAAAAUAAUAGUGUAUGUUUUUGUCUAUAGAGUACUUAAAAUAUCUUCAAGAAUUCAUGUUUUUAAAAAGUUACAUUCUGGAGGCACCUGGGUGACAGCUGGCUAAGUGUCCAUUUCUUGAUUUCAGCUCUGGUUUUGAGAUGGAGACCUGCAUUGGGCAUGGAGCCUGCUUAAGAUUUUCUCUGUCCUUCUCCCCCUAAUACCCCUCUAAAAAAAAAAAAAAAGUUAUAUUCUCUACCAUUGUCAAGAGUAUAAAUUCUCAUAUAUGUAUAGCAUGAAAUAUCAAAAUAGUGAUAGCAUAUAAAAUUUUAAAAUUACAAUUUUUUUUUCUUUUUUACUAUUCUCUAAAAAGCAAAAUGAACCAUAAGUCUUUGGAAGUCAUAUUCAGUAGUCUAAUUCAUUAAUAUGAAUGUCUAAUUCAACUGCUAUUCAUUAAUAAGGAACAGCUUGGCUACAAAUGGAAACACCUGUCAAGGCAAUGUUGUACUGUAAAUUUCCAUUUACCAUCAGGUACUUGUAAACAAAGAUUUGUUCCCUGCCCCCCCCCCCCCCCGCCCCCGCCACCAGCACAAUAAAUGAGAAGCUGGCAGAUUGUUUAAUUUUACUCUAGGCAUGAAAUACAUCAAGUUUAUUUUGCUA